UUUUGAUUGGUGUUCAUCUCACAGUUAAACCCUCCCCACAAAUUUAAUUGGACAACGUCUGCGCAUGUCGUUUUAGUGUUCGAGAAUGUAGAUUUUCAGUACUUACGCUGUAACACUGUCCGGUAAUCAUUAACCUAAUGGAUUUAUGUUAUUUUUAUAGGUUGCCCUUAAAAAUUACGUUUUUAGGGUAUUGACUGAUGCGUUUAGUAGCACAGCCCAGGCGAGUUGUUUUGAUUGACUAAUGGAUCUAUUCUUUGUGUAACAGUUUUUACUGGUCUCAUCCUUAAUAUGAACUAAGUUAAUGUAAAUGGGUGUAAUUUAUAGAUCCAUUAAGUAGACACCAUGUGCAUCGUCUAUUUGACUGCGUUUUUAUUUAGCCUUACAUCAGAGCAAUGUUCCUCCAAAUUGAUAGAAGAUUCCAGUCAGAGCUUCAUGGAGAGGAUGCACUCAGGAAAGACGUCCUUUAUAUACUUUGGAUAUCAUGUCAACCCAACCAUCAAACUGUUCGUGGAGCAGCUUGAGAUGUCAGCUGAUGCCCUGCAGGACUACGGGAUAUCUGUUGUGAAGGUGAACUGUUCUAAAGAUGCUAUAGCAAACUACUGCACAGGAGAAAAGCUAAUGACCAGGGCAUACUUGUUCAGAGGCUCUGAGGUCCUGAGGAGUUUCGACAUCGAUACCGUAUUUGACGUCAAUGCAAUUGUUUCUCAUGUCCUUUUCUCUGUCCUCUUCAAUGAAGUCCGUUAUGUGCACACACCUGCUGAGCUGCUGCGCGUGGAGAGCACGGCCAAACAAAACAGUGACAUUGUGGUCGGUCACAUACCAGUGCUUGGCCUUCCAGAGCACCGAGCUUUGAUGGAGGCAGCGUUUGUUUAUGGAACCAAAUACCAGUUUGUCCAGACGACUGGCACUUUGGUUCUAAAACAUAUGGGGGUUGUCGAUCCCUCUUCCUCACAAGCACGGCUGUGGUUUCUGCACUGUAAAGGUGUGUCCAGGCGGUCUGAUCCGUGUCCCAGCACUCCCAUGAGGAAAACACUCAACACCAUCAACAUACACACCUUCCUGCAGCUGAUGGAAGCACCUCUAGUGACAGAGUCAGUGCUGGACCCGUCUGAAGUAGAUGUGGUUCACAUGCUCCUCGGUGUGCCCGUGCUGUAUCUGUUCUCUCAGCCACAGACCCAGCACCUGGACCGGGCCACCGCUCAAACUCUCGCCCUGCAGCUCCGCGGGGAGGUCGGAGUAGUGCUCAUUCACAGGGACAGUCCGAACGUGAAGACUGCGCUGAAAUACAAUGCUGCUUACAGACUCCCACAGGAGGAUGUGACAUAUUUUACCCUGAAUAGCGCCGAAGGGGUUGUGAAACUUUUCAAAGAAGAACUUCUGCAAGAACACAAGUUAGAAGACAGAGAGGAAGAUGAGGAACAUUGGUCAGAUCUUGAUAUUCUCGAUGAUGAGGUGUCCGAGUCUGUGUACAGAGACCGUGAUCUUAUGCUGGAUCUGGAGUCUGUUAUUGAACUCACUUCAGACACUUUUCAAACAACAGUCACACAGAAUGAUAUCACAGUGGUGCUGUUCUAUUUUAAAUGGGAUGCUGUCUGUAUGGCUUUCGUUCAGUCAUAUAUAGAGGUGGCAGAUGCACUUGAAGGUAUGAAUGGGGUAAAGUUGGCGGCAGUAAACUGUGGAGAAUGGACUGACAUUUGCAGUGACCAGAAUGUCACUUCCUUCCCCACCGUCCUGAUCUACCGGCCCAUGGCUGAUGCUCAGCUCUAUAGGGGAAUGCUGGGAACCAAGAGUCUACACGGGUUUAUACUACUGAGUCUGGUCUCCAGUCCUUACCUUCUCUCCUCCUCUGCUGAGGUGAUGUCAUUCUUGGAGGGUGAUUUGUACAGUAAACAUAUGUAUCUGACCCCUGUCAGAGUGCUGGGCCUUUUCAGUUCAACACAUGACAUGGGUGUAACUCCAUUUGAAGAAGCUGCCAGACUCCUCAGAGGAGAGACAAUUCUUGGGCUGUUUGCCCACAAAGAGGCAGAGCAAUGGGUGGAGGGACUGUCAGUAAACCUGCCUGCUCUACUGGUGUCCCGUGGCCCUGGAGUUCCUCAUGAGGUCUAUUCUCUGCCAUCAUCCUCACCAACGGACCUUGUCUCACUCAUAAAACAAGUGGAGCUGGAUCGUUUUCCUGAACUGACCGUGGAGAAUCUUCCCUGGUAUUUGGAGCUUGGGAAACCUUUGCUGCUGCUUUUUAUCGGAAAGGAGGACAGUAAAGAGAGUACGAAGGCUUUAGCAGAGAUAAAGCAACCGCUGAGCUCUGGACAGCUGGAUUCCUUCCUGCCAUGUUGGAUCCAUCUAGGUCGGACACCUGUUGGGAGGUCUAUCCUGGAAAAGUAUCUUGGCUUUGUACCUCCACUUCCUGUUUUGGUUAUGUCACGGUUAAAAACUGGAGAAGAGGUGUUCCUUUUCCCCCCAGAGCGCCCCCUAAUGGCUAAGAACAUCCUGCAGUGGAUUCACGAUGUGGAAAACGGACAAGAACAGCCAGCAGGCUUGAUCCCAGAUGGGAAAUGGGGCCCUCCUGUGCCAUUCUUUGACUUUCUGGCAAUAAUGGACCAAGAAGCACCGACUUGCGCAGCUCAGAGGGCUCCUAAAAUGAAGACGGGGGGCAGGGAAGACCACAGAGAGCAGAAGCAUGUGACCCCAAACCAAAGACAGACCCCACAUCCAUCACCAAACCCCCAAGCACCUCGCCAGCACUCUGAACUAUAAAGUCAAGUCCUCUCGUGGCACAGAAGGUUAUGUAAGCAAUUCACAUGACUGCUUGACAUCUGUUAGAUUUUGCAUUACGUGUGACAUCUUCAGUGCUAUUUGGAGAAAUGUGUGUAUAUCAGAACUUGGGUAUCACACAUUUUCCAACUUAUUUCCCACAAAUCAAAUGGACUUUUCCUAAAUGAAAUCAAGAUAGUUUACAUUUUAGUGCUGUAACUUUAUACUGUAUACACAGAAUGUGUUAUUUAAAACCUGAAAAAGAUCUACAAGAAUGUAUUCAUUUAUCCGACGCAUUUAUCUAAAUGUUUUUGACCAGACUGUAUUAUUCCAGUCUAUUAUUAUUAUUCUACAGUGCCUGUUUGGGAAUUGUUUUUAUACAAACACAGAGCUUCACAUAUGGAUGACAUUUGUAAAUGUGUAC
Messenger RNA from Carassius carassius (crucian carp), 3175 nucleotides. It is a transcript of the gene txndc16, whose product is annotated as thioredoxin domain containing 16. The transcript has 19 exons. Lineage: Eukaryota; Metazoa; Chordata; Actinopteri; Cypriniformes; Cyprinidae. The record is from RefSeq and is a predicted model, not a curated record. The coding region runs from base 343 to 2754 and encodes 803 amino acids.